Messenger RNA from Gossypium raimondii (Peruvian cotton), 660 nucleotides. RefSeq lists its product as uncharacterized. Bases 1 to 660 code for a protein of 219 amino acids. The record is from RefSeq and is a predicted model, not a curated record. The transcript has 3 exons. Lineage: Eukaryota; Viridiplantae; Streptophyta; Magnoliopsida; Malvales; Malvaceae. Gene Ontology annotation, molecular function: RNA-DNA hybrid ribonuclease activity; nucleic acid binding.
AUGGCUAGAUGGCAAAUCUUGCUCUCUGAGUUUGAUAUCGUAUACGUAAGUCAAAAGGCCAUCAAAAGGAGUGCGGUAGUAGAUUUCUUGGCUAGCAGAGCUCUAGAAGAGAAUGAGCCUCUAGACUUUGAUUUCCCGAAUGAAGAUUUGAUGUAUGUGGCAAAUGCUGAAAAGGAUCCCCAAGAGAAUCAUUCUUGGAGAUUAAACUUUGACGAAGCAUCGAAUGCACUAGCUUGUAUCAUGGGAAUACGGGCAGCCAUAAAUCGGAAAAUCAAGACAUUAGAGGUGUACGGAGACUCAACAUUGGUAAUAUACCAGCUAAGAGGGGAAUGGGAGACGAGAGACCCUAAAUUGAUCCGUUACCGGAGAUUGGUUUUUGAAUUGAUCGAAGAGUUUGACAGCAUUACCUUCUGUUAUCUCCCACGAGAAGAAAGUCAAAUGGCGGAUGCUCUUGCUACUUUAGCUUCCAUGAUUAAAGUGAAUCAAUUAGAUGACAUGAAGCCCAUUCAAAUUAGUAUUUAUGAGAUCCCAGCCCACUGUUACAAUAUUGAAGAAGUGGAAAAGGAUGAUAGUCCUUGCUUACAUCAUCAUGAUUUCCACGUUGCCAAACUUUUUGUUGGCAUGUGGAUUGCCUUUCUUUCAGCUUGCUAUCUUUGUUGA